Atta colombica is the source of this 1449-nucleotide messenger RNA. RefSeq names its product feline leukemia virus subgroup C receptor-related protein 2-like. Gene Ontology annotation, molecular function: heme transmembrane transporter activity; heme binding. NCBI's taxonomy places the organism in Eukaryota, Metazoa, Arthropoda, Insecta, Hymenoptera, Formicidae. The coding region runs from base 1 to 1449 and encodes 482 amino acids. Gene Ontology annotation, cellular component: membrane. Gene Ontology annotation, biological process: heme export; transmembrane transport. The record is from RefSeq and is a predicted model, not a curated record. The transcript is spliced from 7 exons.
AUGAUGGAAGAUAAAAGCCAAAGCGAGGUACUCACAAUAAAAGAUGCAAUAAAAAUAAUAAAGUCUGACGAAUCAAUCGACGUCGAACCAUUAAAAUUGAAAGUGUAUAAAAAGAGGUGGCUAAUGCUAAUCAUCUAUAUGAUUUAUUCUGGAUCAAAUUCUUUUCAAUGGAUAGAAUACUCGAUUAUAACCAACGUAAUUACUAGAUAUUAUGGAGUAUCUUCGAUGAUGAUUGAUUGGACCUCGAUGUUGUUUUUGGCAAUUUACACAGUGUUCAUCUUUCCAGCGUCGUAUAUGACAGACAAGUGCGGUCUGCGGUGGACCAUCAUCAUAGGUGCUGGUAUUAAUUGUCUGGGUACCUGGAUAAAAAUGUUUUCCAUUCAACCCGAUAGAAUUUACGUUGUUUUUAUUGGUCAAUCGAUAGUCGCACUCGCGCAGACUAUGAUUCUGCCGUUACCAGGACGCUUGGCCGCGCAAUGGUUUCCUCCUACCCAACUCUCGACCGCCACAUCUUUGAGUAUUUUUGGCAAUCAAUUGGGAGUAGCGUUGGGUUUUCUUUUAGGGCCUAUAAUAGUGAAAAAUCACAACAAUCUGGAUGACAUCGGCAAAGAUUUGUCACGUUUAUGCUGGAUGGUCGCAAUCGUCUGCACAAUUGCAUUCGCUCUUGUGCUUACGUUAUUUCAGAACGGACCGAAACUACCGCCGAGCAAAACGCGGGCAUUGCAAAAAAUGAAUCGGACGAAGAAAAGAGAAAAAUUCAUGGAACCGAUUAAAAGGCUCUACAGAAACAAAAACUUCAUUAUGCUCUGUAAUUCCUAUGGUUUAAAUAUCGGUGUAUUCAAUGUUAUGUCUACAUUACUCAAUCAGAUAUUCCUCGCACACUUUGAGAAUGGAGAAGAAGAUGCAGGUAGAAUUGGCUUAAUCAUGAUUCUUACCGGUAUGAUCGGUUCUGUCAGUUUUGGUAUUAUUCUUGAUAAAACGCAUAAAUACAAACAAACUGCCGUGACUGUAUAUUUUCUUACAUUUUGUGGUCAAAUAUUAUUCACGGUGUUUACUUGCAUGGGUAUAAAAUGGAUGGUAUACGUGUCGGCGAUUUUCUUAGGAUACUUUAUGUCGGGAUAUCUGGCAAUGGGAUUUGAUUUGUGCACUGAAUUUACGUAUCCAGAGUCGGAAAAUAUACCUGCGGGUCUUCUCAACAUAACAACCAGCAUUUACGGCAUUAUACUGAUUACAUCAUUAGGAUUAUUAAUGAACAUAUACGGCGACAUUCCGGUGCACAUCUGCUUAUGCUUGGCUUUGCUACUCGGUUUCAUUUUGACUGCUAUAACAAAAGACAAGCAGAGACGACAAGACGCAAUAAAGAGAGCUCAAUUUGAAAGAAUCGCUAGAAUUGAAAAGCAAACCGACGGCGUUCCAGAAAUGACUCAAUUAACUUAUAGCAUUAUUUAA